This is a messenger RNA of Salpingoeca rosetta, 2455 nucleotides long. RefSeq lists its product as uncharacterized. The transcript has 3 exons. The record is from RefSeq and is a predicted model, not a curated record. NCBI's taxonomy places the organism in Eukaryota, Choanoflagellata, Craspedida, Salpingoecidae. The coding region runs from base 563 to 1873 and encodes 436 amino acids.
AGCGCCUCCUCACCUUUUCACUGUGCGCAAGGGGUCUUCUGUGCGUGUGUGUCGUUGGUAGCGGGUCAGCUUGAGGGCACGAAGAAAUCGGUUGUGUGUGUGUGGGGGGGGGUAGACGAAGAUGAGGGUGGAUGUGGGCAAGAGGGGAGGAAGGUUGGCAAGAGUGUGGGAUGAAGGAUGGACGUUGGGCCUGUUGUUGGGGAAAGGGGGAUGUAGGAUUUGGGUUUAGCAACACACACGCACGCACGCACGCACAUGUGACGCUGUAGCUUCCAGGACCUCCCAUAGUACACACAUCACACCUCACACGCACACACAUCAGCCCGCAGGCAGACAACACACCUCGUUCUCACACGAUUUUGAUUUGACACUUGUGUUGUUUCUCACAACAUGAAACCCGCUGCACACCACAUGAACCAUCACCACUACAUUAGGGCUGCCCUUUGUUGGCCACACGUUGCUGAACCUGAGCAGCGCGGGCGUGCUGAAUGUGGUGGUUGUCACCAACACACGUGGCCUCGACUACCUGGAGAGCUACAAGGGCGUGCACACGCGCCUGAACAUGGACGCCGUGGUUGUCGACGACACGUGGAGCGGGUCGGAGGUGGACGGCAUCAUCAAGGCCGAGAGCAAGCUGCGCGACACCCCGUUUGUGUUUGUGGCCACCAACCACGCGCACGACCCGGAGCUCAUCUCCAAGAUGGCGACGAGCGGGCACGUGCUCGACGGCACGGGCGCCGCGUGCCUGAUUGAGCACGAUGUGGAGGGCAUGGUUGGCCUGCCACAGACGACCAUCUUCGGCGCGUGGCCGGCGCUGGACGACUCGCACGUCACCGCUGUUGGCACCAACCUGAAGGCGUACAACGGCGUGUUUGCAGGCCUUGCCGCGUUCCCUGGCGACGUGUUCAAGAAGGCGCGCACGCUGCACGAGACAGACCCCGCCGCGGACCUCAGUGCCCUGCUCAACGUGUACGCGCGCAAGGACACGCUGCACCUGAUCAAGAACGACGCCAAGAGCGUGUGGCUGGCCGGACUCACGGAGGCGUCACGCGACUUUAGCGUGCAGCAACUGGAGAAGAUGGGAUCGCCGCUCAAGCUGCAGACGGGCGAGGAGGUGGUGGUGCUCGGCGACCACUCGGCCUCCACCGACGAGGAAGGUGGUGAUUGGUCGCUCUUCUCCGUCGAGAAGUGGCGAAACGCAGUCUUCACCACAAAGUCCUUCUUUGAGCAGCUGUAUGCGGACACGCACACGUUUAUCGAGCAGCAGGUGGAGAAGCUUGGCGGCCGCGACAACGUGUGUCUGAUUGAGGUUGGCUGCGGCACUGGCGAGACGAUCAUCCCGCUCGCCUCCGCUGCAAAGUACUGCAUCGGCAUCGACAUCAACGAGGACUUUAUCAAAUACAGCCAGGUGCAGAACAAGGCGGACAACGUGCGGUUUGUGUGUGGCGAUGCAACAAAGCUGCAGGAACUGCUGUCCACAAGCGAGGUGGCGGAUUGGGCCGGCGAGCCAUUACGCAAGCUGGUCAUCUGCGUGGGAAACACCAUUGGCAUCAUUCCAGAGUUUCUGCGCGACUCCAUCUACCGCAACAUGGCGGAGGUUGCCGGCGACGACGGCGCAUGCGUGGUCAUCUACUGGAACGGCAACUGCUUUGGCGAGGCGGUGCAGCACUUUUACAACGAAAACCCGCAGCUGUGUGGACCGUUCAAAGGCAAGCACGUGGACUUCCAGGCGUGCACGCUGCAGACGCCGUCCGGGUACAACACCAAGUGGACCAAGCCCGAGGAGGCGCGGGAGCUGCUGCAGAGCAAAGGCCUGACCACGCUGGAGGUGGUCGAGCAGGGCAGGGGCGUGAUGGCCGUGUUCAGAAAGUGAACGCACCAGUCACCACGCACCACUCACUCACACGCGACGCUCAAUGUGUGUGUGUGUGUGGGUGUGUGUGGGUGUGUGUGUAUGAGGCCAUGUGCAGGGGCUGCGCGCGGAUUCAUGGUUGGGAUGGUGAUGCGUAAUUGACCUGAUUGUGUGUUUGAGUGUGAGUGGAAGGGCACAUUGAUUUGGUACUGGUGUGUGCUUUUGGGAUGGGUGGCUUUUCUUCUUUCAUAUCUUUGCCCCCACCUGUUGAGGUUGUUGCGUGUGUUAGGAGGGGGUGAUUGUGGGUCGUGGCUUUCAACCACAGCCUCCUCUUUCCACGCGCUGCUCACUUCGUUAAUUCGGCAAUGCCGUCGUGCUGCGAUUGGAGCUGUGCGCGUUGUUACCGCGUUCCGCCCUCCGCCUUGCUCGCUUGCUGGCUGGCUUGCGUUGUCGUUUCGCCUGGUUCUCGCUGGCGCAUCCUUACCUGCACCCAGCCUUGCUCGCCUCUCUGCCCCUUUGCUGUUUCCUCGCUGCCGUUAUCCGUUGCGUGACAAGGCUUGGCUGCCAUUGCCGAGCUCAUUUCGGAGAUUAGACAAACCAAAC